AAUUUAUAUUUUUAACAAUUGGUACAAAAUUUCAAGUAAGCAUUUUGUAAAUUCCAAGUUAAGCCAUGAGCACCAAUAUAGUGCACAACACACACGAUGGUGGUGUUGAUUAUGUGGCUUCUACGGAGGAAAAAAAGAAACCGAUGCCCAAAUGGUACGCCUGGUGUGAGCGCAACUCCAAGCCCAUCAAACGCGUUAGGCCCAAGGUAGUGAAGGAGCCAACGCCAUGGCAAAAACCCGGUCCCAUGAAGAAGAAAGAUUGGAAACGAUUUUGUGCCUGGGCCGAUACAAAAGCGAGGCCGAAAGAAAAAGAAUAUCCCCCAUUGCCGGUACCGUGUGAAGCUGAUUAUCUGCCAUGUGGCCGUACGCCCCCUAAAAAGGAACUCGCCGAUCUCCUUGACAAAAUGGAGGAGCUGUCGAAACCGCUCGAGCGCAAGAAGAAUCAAAAGCAUGAAUAUAUUUAUGACAAGCCCACCUAUUCCCCCGUAAUAGUCUGGGGAAGGCCGCCUCUUCAUGACAAGGGGCGUCCGUUUGAGUUGGUCAAGAAGCCAAAAUGUUUUGUCAAUCCAGAUGUGGAGAAUGAAUUUUGGUCCAAUUUGCGUUUUCCCAUACGGCCAGGAGCUCUAAAAUUUCGGCCCUCUCCACGCAUCCUAACUUUGGCCAAUCCGCGCGUAACGCCGCCCUUCCCACCACACUGUGAGAUACCACCAAAGACCCUAUUGCCGCUGGAGGUGCCGCCACCACCGCGAAAAAAGUUUACACCACGCGGCUGGCGCCUACACCAGAUACGUCUUAUUUAUCUGGCGAAGCCCGUCUCGAGACCGGACUACGAAUAUUUCUAUUUAUAAUUGGGGCCCCAAAGCAUGUUGCAGAAGCCUAUUAUUUAUUGGUAAACCCGUUUGUAAGCAUGGCUUUAGUUUAAGAUUUGGGUUGCUAUCUUCGGCUUUCUCAUAUUGCGUAUUAAUUAAUGACAAAACAAAUACAAACAACUUAACUGCA
This is a messenger RNA of Scaptodrosophila lebanonensis, 999 nucleotides long. RefSeq lists its product as uncharacterized. The coding region runs from base 66 to 848 and encodes 260 amino acids. The transcript has a single exon. The record is from RefSeq and is a predicted model, not a curated record. NCBI's taxonomy places the organism in Eukaryota, Metazoa, Arthropoda, Insecta, Diptera, Drosophilidae.